AUGCUCUUAUUUUUCUUUUUACAUCAUUCUAGCAUUGUUGCUGUUCAAGUCUUUCUCUCCUCUUCUGUCGUUACCCUGACUGUACGUUUCAAGUCUGCUGGUACCAAAUGUGGUCUCUUUGAGAUUGGGAAUAUCGGAAAUGAAUGUUUUUUUUUUAUGACAAAGUGUGAAAACCCUAAAGCCCCCACUAUCUAUCGCAUGGCUAUCUUUGUACGCCUUGCGGUGAUCUUAAAGUCUAUCGAACAAGCUCUGGAUGUCAUUCCUAGGACACUGGUCUGGAGCUCUGGUGCCAGCCCAAUCAGAGCACUCACCCAGUUACAGGUAAAGCAUGCCGCGAAGGAGAAUACCUGGGGCAUUGACGGUGACACCGGCAAGAUUGUUGACAUGAAAGCAUAUGGUGUCUGCGGGCGUGAAGUAGUAUGAUAAAGCGGCAAAGCAUCAAGACAGCUAUUGAGUCUGCUUGCCUUCUUCUUCGUGUAGAUGAAAUCUACAGUGCCAAGAGAGCUAAACAGAGUGGUAGGGCUGGCGGGGGUCAAACAAAAGUUACUGAAACAUAGAACUAUUUCAUUAAAUCAUUUGGACAAAGUUGUAUCAAA
Tuber melanosporum (Perigord truffle) is the source of this 596-nucleotide messenger RNA. RefSeq lists its product as uncharacterized. The coding region runs from base 1 to 423 and encodes 140 amino acids. NCBI's taxonomy places the organism in Eukaryota, Fungi, Ascomycota, Pezizomycetes, Pezizales, Tuberaceae. The record is from RefSeq and is a predicted model, not a curated record. Gene Ontology annotation, cellular component: chaperonin-containing T-complex. Gene Ontology annotation, biological process: protein folding. The transcript has 6 exons. Gene Ontology annotation, molecular function: ATP-dependent protein folding chaperone; ATP binding.